CUAACCAGCAUGAGAUAAGUGAGCAGGAUAUACAAGCCAGAUCGGUCUGGGAGUUCCCACUGGGGAAGGAUGUCAGACCCCUCUCUCUCAGCAGAGACCCUUGACGUAAGCCAAGCCGUGGCUGAUCUACCAGAUGCCUUUGAUUUCUCCCUGCGGGAUGAUGUCAGCUCCCUUGGCUCUGACUCAGAGCUGAAUGGGAUGCCUCCAUAUCGCCAGACUGAUCGCUAUGGAUUUAUUGGGGGCAGCAGCCUCCAGAAUGGCGUAGGUCAGCUCCCCGUUGAGCUCAUCCGGCACCGUGAGGCCAAGUGGCUGGACAUGACAGCUCACUGGGAGAAGACUAUGGCUCGGCGCUACAGAAAGGUGAAGCUGCUGUGCCGGAAAGGGAUCCCUUCGUCUGUGCGUGCCCGCUGUUGGCCCCUGUUGUGCGGAGGUCAGGUCAAAAUGGAGGAGAACCGUGGAAAAUACCAGGAACUACAUGAAGUACCUGGUGACCCUCAAUGGGUAGAGACCAUCACUAAGGACAUUCAUCGCCAGUUCCCCUUCCAUGAGAUGUUCCUGUCACCAGAGGGGCCUGGGCAACAAGGGCUUCUGCAGGUGCUGAAGGCCUACACGGUGUACCGGCCGCAGGAGGGCUACUGCCAGGCCCAAGGGCCGCUGGGUGCCCUGCUGCUCAUGCACAUGCCCCCAGAGCAAGCCUUCUGGUGCCUGGUGCAGAUCUGUGAGCACUACCUGCCCAGCUAUUACAGCCCCAAGAUGGAGGCACUGCUGCUGGACAGUGAAGUGUUUGUGGCCCUCCUCCGCAGAGUGUGCCCCAAGGCACUGAAGCACUUGCAGAAGCAUGGGGUGGGCCCUUUGCUCUACAUGCCGGAGUGGUUUCUGUGCCUCUUUGCCCGCACGCUGCCCUUCCCUACCGUGUUGAGAGUCUGGGACGUCUUCCUGAGUGAGGGGGUCAAGGUGCUGUUUCGUGUGGGGCUGUUGUUAGUCCGCUUGGCACUGGGCUCCUCAGACAAACUGCGAGACUGUGCAGGACUAGUGGAGACCCUGGAAAAGUUGCGCAGCAUCCCUGCUCACCUCCUACAAGAGGACACAUUCAUGGCUGAGGUCCAUGAAGUGCCCAUCUCAGAGCGUGAUUUGGAGCGUGAAUACAGAGUCCAGCUGGCAAAGCUGCGUGCAGCUCGGCCGGAAUUCCAGUACAACCCAGAGCAUCGACUCUCUGGCGCAAAGGCCAUCUUCGACGCACAGCAACUGGAGGAUAUGAAAACAGACCAGAAGGAUCAUGACAGCCACACUCAUACUUUCCACAUCCCCCAGAUCAGAGUUGAGCCACCCCCCUCACCUCGCAAGGAGGAGGAGGAGGAGGAGAUGGAAAGCACCUCUGAGGGCAAGAAAAAACGGCAGGUUAGGAAGAAGCCGGACACACGCGGGAAGACCUUGCAUCUCACGGAGAAGUCAGCAAAAGGAAAGCGGGACUCGGGCACUGGAAAGAGGAAGUCAUCCUUCUAUGUGGAGACGUGGUUCUGAACAAGGUCACAGCAGGGCCAGGCCUCUGAGGAAAACUCCCCAGACUUGGUCACAUAGCCCUGCCUUUAACAUGCAAGGGACAGUGAUUGUCUGUAGUGUAGCAGUGUCUUGAUGUUAGUGCUCCAUUUGUAGAAAAAGAGGUGCCAAGAACACUUCCUGAUCUGGGAACCUCUCUCUUUCCCUAAGCAUGUCACAGCCUUCAAGCUGGGUUGGACUACGGCUCCCACUGUCCUCAACCAGCACAGGCAAGCGCCAGCAAUGCAGAUCACCAGGACACAGGCUCCUCAGCCUUGCAGAUCCAGAACGCUUUGAUCCGGCUUCCCCUCCGAAUUAGUAUUAUUCACCUCAAUGCCAAAUAAUGCUUAUUUGCCCUUUGAUGAAGUGGACUUUAUUUCAGGGGAAAAUGUGCAACAUAACAAGCCUAUUUUUUUUUAAGGGUGCAAUACUAGGCAGGUUUACUCAGAAGCAAGUUCAUUGAAUUCAAUGAGGUUUAUUCUCAGGUAAGUAGAUAGAAAUUUGUAGCCUAUGUGUAUGAUCCUAUGCAUCUUUUAAGGGGGAGAAAGACCAUCUCUCAGCAUUCCCCAAGGAUGUUGGCUGCUUUGCACAAAGUCAUAGUCUUUUAAAAGUACAGGUAGGAAGUUUGCAAACCAGUUGAUGGCUGAUGGGAGAGCACAGUAGUACAGAUAUGAAUGGAAGGUCACAUUGUGUAUUUUUGUAUCUUUUUUAUCCUGUAUGCCACCUUGAAAAGAUUUUACCCUUGAGGGUGGCCUACAUUUUUUUUAGAUAAAUAAAAAUUAAAUAAGUAAUGGCAAGAAA
Molecule: messenger RNA, 2337 nt
Organism: Varanus komodoensis (Komodo dragon)
Lineage: Eukaryota; Metazoa; Chordata; Lepidosauria; Squamata; Varanidae
Gene: TBC1D10C
Product: TBC1 domain family member 10C
Exons: 9
Coding region: 70-1521 (483 amino acids)
Source: RefSeq, a predicted model, not a curated record